GAUGUUCAGUUCGUCUCAGAGUGCCGUCAGAAGAAUAACAAACCAUGUUUAGUGGGAAAUCAUCCAGCGCAUCUAAGGACAUGGAGAAGGGUGAACAUGAACUCGCAGAUCUAGAUCAGAACAACGUCAGUCGGUUUCAAGUCGCAAAAGUUGACGGUGAUGCAGAAAAAGACGACUCUCUCAAUGUGAAUCAACUAUCCGUUGGUCACAAUCAGGGAUCGUAUGACUCGCGGCACAAGAGCCAGUUGACACGUGAAGUACCACCGAGGGCAGAACAUUACAGAGAUCUGACAACAUCAUCACCCCCCGUUUUUCGUCCAACUUUAGAAGAGCUACAUGAGGAGAAUUUCGAACAGAAGCAACCGGAAAGAAAGGAUGAUGACCAGCAACAGCAGCAAAAGAAAGGAAAAAUUAUUCGAUUUGGAUGGCUUGAAGGUGUCUUUAUGCGAUGUCUUCUCAAUAUUUGGGGUGUUAUGUUAUUUUUACGACUGUCCUGGGUAAUCGGCCAAGCUGGCAUAGGAGAAGGUGCUGCAGUAAUAAUUCUAGCAAACAUAGUUACUAUUGUAACUACCAUUUCAAUGUCAGCUGUAUGUACUAAUGGAUUAAUCAAAGGAGGUGGAAUUUACUAUAUGAUAUCAAGAUCCCUGGGACCAGAAUUUGGUGGUGCAAUUGGAUUAAUGUUUACAUUAGCCAACUCCAUUGCUGUAUCAAUGUACAUAGUUGGUUUUUGUGAAUCUCUCCAAGAUUUAUUGAAAAGUUAUGAUGUUAUACUCAUUGAUGGUGCAACAAAUGAUAUUCGGGUUGUUGGAUUAGCCACACUUAUUGCAAUCCUAAUAUUAGCAAUUGUCGGCAUGGAUUGGGUCACCCGAACACAAAUGGUGCUUCUUGUAGUGCUAAUUUUUUCUCAAAUAGAUUUUGUAAUUGGAACAAUUCUGGGACCCAAAAGUGAUACAGAAGUUUCUAAAGGUUUUGUUGGAUACAAUAAGGAAACAUUCAAGGAAAAUCUAUACAGUGAUUACCGUGCUUUUGAAGGUGUUGAACACAACUUUUUCUCUGUUUUUGCUGUGUUCUUCCCCGCAGUAACUGGUAUCGUAGCUGGAGCAAAUCUGUCAGGAGACCUAAAGGACCCAAGCAGUGCAAUCCCAAUAGGUACACUUCUGGCAAUAUUGGUAACCUUUGUGUCAUAUGUGGCAUAUGGCUUUAUGAUGGGUGGAUGCAUGCUGAGAGAAGCCUCAGGAAAUAUAACUGAAUAUAUUUCAGUCAUAAAUACUUCUGAAUCUUGGUCAAUAUUUACUAACUGCACUGAUCGUGACUGUAGAUAUGGUUUGCAUAAUGACAAUCAAGCCAUGGAAUUGGUAUCUUGGUGGGGUCCUCUUAUUUAUGGAGGAUGCUUUGCAGCAACUUUGUCAUCUGCCAUCGCUAGUCUAGUGGGAGCUCCACGAGUGCUGCAGGCCCUUGCAAAAGAUAAAUUAUAUCCCUUUAUAGGAUUCUUCUCAGAGGGAUUUGGAGCAAACAAUGAUCCAGUCAGAGGUUACGUCCUAGUGUUUUGUAUUUCUUUUGGUUGCAUUCUGAUAGCUCAAUUAAACGCCAUUGCUCCAUUAUUAUCAAAUUUCUUCUUGGCUGCAUAUGCAUUAAUUAACUUCUCUGUAUUCCAUGCCUCUAUAUCAAGAAGUCCUGGCUGGAGACCGGCUUUUAAGUAUUACAAUGCAUGGGUGAGCUUGAUAGGGACUUUAUUGUGUAUUGCUGUGAUGUUCCUUAUAUCAUGGUGGACUGCUUUAAUAACAUUUGUUGUAGUCAUCACACUCUAUCUGUAUGUGUCAUAUCGUAAACCAGAGGUUAAUUGGGGCUCAUCAACACAAGCCCAAUCCUACAGUUCAGCUUUAAAAGCGAUGCAGGAACUUAACAGAGUUGAAGAACAUGUCAAAAAUUAUCGACCUCAGAUUCUAGUGCUCAGUGGUAUGCCAAGCACCCGCCCUCAACUGCUCCACUUCUCAAAUCUCAUUACCAAAGGACUCUCUCUUAAUAUUUGUGGUUAUGCAAUAAAGGGACAUCAUUCACAGCGUGUUUCUGAUGCUUUGGCAAGAAAAGCAUACACAUGGUUGAGAAGACACAGGAUUAAAUCAUUUUUUAAUGUUGCUGAAGAUGAAAAUUAUGUAACUGCAGUGCAAGCAUUAAUUAAAAUAUCUGGAUUGGGAAAACUUAAACCCAAUAUGCUUCUUAUGGGCUAUAAAAAUGAUUGGCAAACUUGUGAUCGUGAGGAGCUUCUUCAAUAUUUUGAUAUCAUACACUACGCACUAGAUAAAUACCUAGCUGUUGGAAUUCUCAGAGUUCAGGAAGGUCUUGAUUAUUCAGGAAUAAUAAAUGAUGACGAAGUUGUUCCAAUAUCGUUUUUGGAUAAAAAAGAUGCUGAAGAGAAAAUGAGACGUAACCAAUCAGCUGGACAGUUGUCUCAAGUUGAUGGUGUAAGCAGCGAUACUGAUACCCCACCUACGACACCUAGAAUGGAUCGUGUUAACAUAAGCACAGAUCCAAGUGCUGGAGAUGGUGGAGACACUACUGUAACAGUAGAUAGCAAAGAGAAAAAGAAGAAGAUCAAGAAGAAGAGUGGUAAAGAGAAGAACCCUGAAUUAUUAUACACAGGGCCUGGAGGUGUACCUCUCUCAAAGGAUAUUCUAAAUAAUGUCACGUUAUUUCAAAGAAAACAGAAAAAAGGAUUUAUAGAUGUCUGGUGGUUAUAUGACGAUGGAGGACUGACUUUGCUCAUCCCUUAUAUUUUAAGUACAAAGUCUAUUUAUUCAAGUUGUAAACUACGAAUUUUUUCACUGGCAACAAGCAAAAACGAUCUUGACAGAGAUCAAAGAAAUUUGGCUGCACUUCUUUCUAAGUUUCGCAUAGAAUACAGUGAUGUUGUGGUCAUACCAGAUAUCACACGAAAAGCUCAGGAAGAGACAAAGAAAGAAUUUGAAGCACUGAUUGAAAAUUUCCGCUCAGGUUCUGACAAUGAUGAUUCUAGUGGAGGCCAGAGGACAUAUAUUACAGACACAGAACUGAUUGCCUUACAAGAAAAGACAAAUCGACACAUGAGGUUACGAGAAUUAUUAUUACAACAUUCACAGGAAUCAACUUUUGUGGUCAUGUACGGCUCUCCCAAUUCCAAGGAAAGGAACAGUAUCAGCACCAUUGUAUAUGGCAUGGUUAGAGCUACUAACCAAAGGGAUGCCUCCUUCCCUUCUUGUGCGGGGCAACCAAACAUCAGUUCUCACAUAUUACUCUUAAUUUUAUAUUAAAGAAAACAAUAUCAUUCAUCUCAGCCUCAGUACAACUGAUUUUUAAUUCAAAUUUACACAUUUUUUAGAGUUGCUUUACAGAGAAAUGUGCCAUAUUUUGUAAAUAAGUCAGUAUUUAAUAUCAUUCAUUACAUUUUAUUCAAUGAAUUUAUUUGAUUACAUAUUCAUGGGAAGAAGCAAGAUGAGACCACAGGCAAAAAUUUGAACUGCAAUUUAUAAGCAAACAUACAAAGUAGUUCACAAUGAAUGACUGACUUCUCAUCUUUGAAUAAUGUUUCUCUUCUUGCUACACACACCAGAUAUUAUUAAGAGAGAAUACAAUCAUCUCUUCUAUUAUACUUUGUUAUGCUUUCUGUAGAAAAACAGAUUGGAAAUUUUCAUCACCAGAAUUAUUGAAUGUUCAUACAAACCCUCAAGGGAAAUUAUGAAAAGUAAUAAACUUUUUAGUACAUUAACCACUGAAAACACUGCAUUUGGUUUUAAAGAACAAACAAGAAUAAAAAUGUGUUCUAAAUCACACUCAGUCUGCUAAUGAUGUCCGAGUACUGCAUGUUAAAUUGCUUCAUUCAUUAUUAAGAACAAGCAAGUGAUAUUACUUCACGUGUUUAAAUAUAUUAGUGGUAUUUUUUUUUUUUUUAUAAUGGAAAAAAAGUUUUAAUGUUAUAACAUUUCAGAUGUUGAUUUAUUGAAUAGAAAUAUAAAUGAAAUUAGCAAGGUUAUUUCCCUUGCAUUAUUCAAUAAAGUCAAGGAAAGUAAUUUAUUGUAUUAUGUAAUAAUACACUCUAUACUGCAAAUCUGUCAAAAUACAUGUGUGAAUUUAUUGGUAAUUAUUUUGUUGGUUCCCAUUUUGUAUGGAUGAAGAAAUGAGAUGCACAAUUAUUAAUGCUUGAACUUGGUUUUCCAUGUUGUUUAUUUUUAAAAGUAUUACCUCUCACUACAAGAAAAACUUUGCAGGACUGCAGAACAGAAAAUUGAAAAUAGUUUUGUCAGUACUUAAGAUAUCAUUCUUCCAACAAUUGAUCAAAUUUUAAAAAUACAAAAGUGCUAACAAAAAAUGCAUUGUUUAAAAAACAUGAAUUAAGUUUCUCAAAUUAAAAAUAUUGAUUCUAUUUAUUAAAAAGGUAAUUUGAAUAAUGCAUGGCUAGCGCAAUCAAUAUCAACACCAGCUUCUUUCCACGAUUUUGCUAUAAGUUGUACAAUGUUUUAAUAAAGUAUCAAAACAUUCUUAAUAAAUUGAAUUUAUUACAGUGAUUUUAUUGUCAUUUUGUCCAGUUUCUUAUGAACAAUCAAAAUAGAAAUGUAUUAUUAUUUUCCAAAAUAACGGUACGAGCUGAUACAAUGUAGAAUUUCCAUGAAUAAAAUAUGCAAGCGAUGCAGUGGGAGGUACCUGACCCGCGUCCCUUCGGCUAUUGAAGUGAAGGGUAGUUAUGACUUCUCAUGGCUGGACACCCCCGCGCAGUUGGGGGAAGGGGAGCCCUUUGUCGGCGACCGGGUCCCGCCGAAUCCUCGAGACGGUGCUUUCCCCACCCACGCGACCGCUCGUCAAAGAGACCCCACGUUAAGUGCGCACACUUGGGGGAGACCCCAACAAACCGCGCCAUAGUUCGGUUUGUCCCGCCUACGAUUGUCCUCCGCGACGGCCCGAUAUGGAAGACGGAUGACUUCCGAUCCGUCAUCGCCCAUGCAAGCCGUAGCUGCCUGGAGGUUGGCGACGUCAUCCAUGGGUCCAAGGGCGACAACGCUAAGGGCCCCUUCCCACGUGCAGCGGUGGCGGGCUCUCGCUACGCGAAGCGGAG
Messenger RNA from Gryllus bimaculatus (two-spotted cricket), 5083 nucleotides. The record is from the annotation of a GenBank genome assembly. Lineage: Eukaryota; Metazoa; Arthropoda; Insecta; Orthoptera; Gryllidae.